This is a messenger RNA of Aspergillus welwitschiae, 1603 nucleotides long. RefSeq names its product general substrate transporter. Gene Ontology annotation, molecular function: carbohydrate:proton symporter activity. The record is from RefSeq and is a predicted model, not a curated record. The transcript is spliced from 3 exons. Gene Ontology annotation, biological process: carbohydrate transport; transmembrane transport. NCBI's taxonomy places the organism in Eukaryota, Fungi, Ascomycota, Eurotiomycetes, Eurotiales, Aspergillaceae. Gene Ontology annotation, cellular component: membrane. Bases 56 to 1603 code for a protein of 515 amino acids.
AUAACAUCUUUCUGGUUCAGAACCACUGAAUGACUUACGUUUCCGUUGAAUCACCAUGAACACCCCUGUGACGCCAAAAUUUGGCGAUCAAGAACUCGCCUCAGUCUUGCCAGCUGUCACUUGGUGGCGCAGUCCUCACCUUCGCAAGGUGAAUCUUUUUAUGGUCAUCCUAUCCCUUUUUUCUUCUCCGGGCGGGUUCGAUGGCUCCUUGGUCAAUGGCCUGCAGGCUAUGCCAGAGUGGGUCAACUUUAUGGAAAAGCCAUCCAGCACUUGGCUUGGCUUCAUCAAUGCGGUGUACUGGGUUGGGGCAUUAAUUUCCACUCCAGUCGCUGCCUGGACGUGUAACCGAUAUGGCCGGCGGGUAGGAGUCUGGGUUGGGGUUAUUUUUCUAAUAUCCGGAGCAACAAUGGGCACUGCUGCGUCGUCCGCCAACGUCUUCACUGCGUCUCGUGCCGUGAUUGGUUGUGGUAUGGGAUGGGUAAGCAACGCGGCUCCUAUCCUACUCAGUGAGAUCGCCUACCCUGCACAUCGUGGUGUCUUUGGGGCACUCUACAUGGUCGGCUAUUACCUUGGAGCGGCCGUCGCGGCGUGGGUCACCUUCGCAACACAAGCGUAUGACGGCCCCUGGGGCUGGAAAUUGCCGGUUCUUCUACAGCUCCUCCUUCCUCUCAUAGCUGUUCCUGGUCUUGCGUUCAUUCCCGAGAGCCCCCGGUGGUUGAUAUCUAGGGGACGUAUCGAGAAAGCUCGUAGAAUUCUAGCUGAGCUACACACUGGUGGGGAUACUACUUCACCUCUCAUCGCGUACGAAGUCCAGAAUAUUCAAGAGAUUAUUCGAGCGGAGUACAAUGCGGCUGCUUCAGCAGGGAGCAUGAGCGUUAUCAAGUCCCCGGGAAACCGCCAUCGGCUCUUCAUCACCAUUACCCUCGGGGUAUUUGCACAAUUUUCGGGCAACGGGGUAGUCUCCUACUACCUUACCGUGAUAUUAAGAUCUGUCGGGGUCACACAAACGCGCGAUCAGUUAUUGAUCUCCGCCUGCCUGCAAGUCUGGAACGUCCUUUUCGCGGCGGUUGGUGCCUCGCUGGUGGACCAAAUUGGGCGGCGUAUUUUGUUCAUAACCUCAGCGAGCAUCAUGCUGACCGCGUUUAUCCUGAUAAGUGGGUUGUCGGGCGCCUUUGCCACCAGUGGCAACGGUCCAGUCGGUAUUGCAGUUAUCCCAUUUCUGUUUAUUUACUUCCUGGGAUAUGAUAUCGCUCUAACGCCUAUGUUCACUGCGUAUACAUGCGAAAUCUGGCCCUUUGGCCUCCGCUCACGGGGACUCAGUAUCGUAUGGCUGUCUGCCAUGGGAUGUACGGUAUUCAACACGUUUGUCAACCCGGUCGCCCUUUCGGCCAUCCACUGGAAAUACUAUUUCGUGUUCGUGGCCGUGUUGAUUGGGUACUGGUUCACAGCGUAUUUCUUUUACCCAGAAACUCGCGGAUACAGCCUCGAGCAUAUAGCCGGCAUUUUUGACGGGAAAGAUGCCAAAGUGAAACAAGGAAUUGAAGAGAAAACUAAGCCGAUGGCUGGACCAGUGGCUACAGAGUCGGAAGAUGUACAUGGGUAA